This is a messenger RNA of Daphnia pulex (common water flea), 1756 nucleotides long. Its product is annotated as F-box and WD repeat domain-containing 11-A-like. The record is from RefSeq and is a predicted model, not a curated record. Bases 178 to 1608 code for a protein of 476 amino acids. The transcript has 11 exons. Gene Ontology annotation, molecular function: protein binding. Lineage: Eukaryota; Metazoa; Arthropoda; Branchiopoda; Diplostraca; Daphniidae.
UUUUCGUAUUUCCGUCUGCUAGUAAACAAUAAUAAACCAACAAGGCGCAACAGGUGUGCGUCUUCAGAAAGCAUCUACUUUUUUCUCGAAAAGAGCAACCGGUGACGAUCUUGAUUUCCCAUCAAUUGAAUCCCAGAAACAACACUGUUUUAGGUGUUUGGACACCAAACCCUGAAAAUGGAAAGUGACAUUUUGAGUUCACUGAAAGGCGGUUAUCCUCACUUGACCGAGAAAAUUCUGAAUCUGCUGGAUGCUUGCAGUUUGGCUAAUGCUGAGCUUGUGUGUAGACAGUGGAGAUCCUACAUUGCUGACGGAAGGUUUUGGAAAAAAUAUCUUCUGUCAAAAAAAGUCACUAGCAUUCCAAAUAUUUUCAGUUGGGCUGAAUAUUCUGGAGAUAAUGAGUCUGAAAGGCAACACACAAAACAAGACUGGAUGAAAAUCCACAAUUUUUAUCAGAAAUUAGAAGACAACUGGCGAUCGGCUUCUUGCAGACAGCAGAAAAUAGUGAAUUAUAAAGUCGAGUGCUUUUCCAUGAACACCAAGAAAAUAUUCACUGCCGGUUACGUUGAAAAUCAGUGGAAUAUAAAAACCUGGAACCGAAAAUCUCUUCAUUGCGAAAGGAAUUUCACAGACGGAGAAAAACUUCAAAUAGUCAGCAUGGAUUGCGACGAUGAUUUUCUUGUCACAAUGUCAAUCGACGAUUGGCAUCAUGAUCGGGGCGAUCAUUAUUAUGUUACGCCAGGUUACUAUCGGUUCGAUACGAUAGGUUUACCUAGCGUAUCUACCAUCUUUGUUCGUGAAUUACAAUCUGGAGAAGUGAUUCAAAAGAUUUUGGGCAAUUUUUCGCGAGUCGGUUCAUAUGAUAAUAUUUUCAAGAUCUGCGUUGGCCAUGGAUUGCUCAUCAGUCAUCAGGUUGUCGGUGAACUGCCAAACGAUCGUGUGAACCUAGGUGAGGAUGUUCUCAAAUCUCGUCUGGAUAUAUGGCGAAUGGCGAAUGCACGGGAAUUUGAAGCUAAAAGCACUGUGUGUCUUGUUCCCAUUUCCGAACUUAAUUUGUACUAUUAUCCAGUUCUCAUUGGCCAUGACGAAAAUUACAUCGUCGUUCACCGCAGCAACCCUCCUCGUUUUGAAAUCAUAUCGACAUCUUCUCUGAACCUCACCAGGACCAUCGACGCUUUCGAUGACUGUCGCAGUGCUAAGUACAAGGACGGAUUAAUUGUGUCGGGUUUCCCCCAGAGGGGCACUCGCGGACGCUCCUGCUGCAUCAUCAGGAUAUGGGACGCGGAAACGGGUUUGUGCUUGCGGGAAAUUCAAGAACCUGAUCCCAAACUAUAUGGUAAUGGAUAUCAUCAUCUAGUUGGAUUCACCACCAAUUAUCUAAUCACUGUACCGGACCUGUCAAUGUUCAAGAAACGAGUGAUCAAAAUCCGAGAUCUCAGCGCUGCCAUAGACUUGCACAGCAAUCAGACGUCCGCAUCGACUGUCCUUGCAACUCUUAAACGGGAUUUGGAUAAAUCGCGGUGCGAUUGUUUCAUAGUUGACGAUUUCCAGCUCGUUUAUUUUCAUGAACAAGAAUUUGUCGUGUACAGUUUUGCCCCACAAGUUUAACGAGUGGAUUGCAGCGUUCCUAAAAUACCCUUCAAAUGUUACUGUUGGCGAUCCAUAACAUGAGCUAUUUUGUUUUGUUUUUUUCACUAUUGGUGUUGUUGAACAUUGAUUAAAAAUUUGUGGGACACAGUUUCGCCCCCGCACAGUA